Thelazia callipaeda (thelaziosis nematode) is the source of this 621-nucleotide messenger RNA. The record is from the annotation of a GenBank genome assembly. NCBI's taxonomy places the organism in Eukaryota, Metazoa, Nematoda, Chromadorea, Rhabditida, Thelaziidae.
AUGACAGUACCCUCCUUAGCUGACAGAGCCCGACAACCAGCCUCUCACCGUGUGUUUAUACGUGUGCUUCAUGUAACCAGAUCCACUUUCAGUUCUUUUCGACAUGUCUGCAAGGUUACCAUAAGUAAUUGGUAUUGGAAAAUAAUGGAGAAUGUAGCUUCAAAGCGUCGUUCAAACUCUGUAGCCAGAGAUUCAGAAGCAAAAGAAGAUAUAAUGCACUCAAAGCUUUCUCAAAUGUUAUACUGUACAAGAUGGUACUUUGAUUGGUACAGCAAUGGUCACUUGUUUUGGUGCUUGGGAUAUUCUCUGUGUAGUCACUGCGUGGUCAUUUCUCUAACUUCUAUAUUCCAUCUUCUACACUCUCAUCUACUUUUUUAUGCAAUGGCAGUCAUUUUCUGCGUUUCUUCCAUUUUGCGUGUGAGUUUAUAUUUGUGUUCUCGCACACAUGGUAUGUCUCAGAAACUAAUCAUAACUACGGUGACUUUCGUAUUGCAUCUUAGUUAUCUGUGGUAUUUACAUUAUGGUUUUCACGCUGUUGUUGAAGGUAUUAGAGAGAUUAGUGAAAUACUUGGUGACGAAGGACAAAUUGGAGUUUCAUCCGCAUAUAAGUUAAAAUAUUAA